UCGGGUCCUUGACGUUUCACAACCAUGCGCUGACGGGAACGCGCUGCGCGUCACCCUAGAGAUGCUCAGCGUCUCCCGUGAUCUUGAUGCAUACUGAUCCAAAGGGUGGCAAUAAAUAGAACCCAUUUUGCAGAUGCACAUUGGCCCUACAGAGAUCUGGUAGUAGUGAAGCAAAAAGACGAAGUGGAGCGGAAGAGGGCCUCGGUUUAGUUGCUUUCCGCGCUCAGCCUAGCGGACCAAACUGGAUGCGAUGUGAGCCGAUAGAUGGCCCAGCAAAGACGCGUCUCUGCCUCUGACCGUUUCCUCCCUCGAAACAAGAACAGACGCCUUGCUACAGGAUAAAACCGAGUCAGCCAUGGCUGCCGAUAGCUGCGUGUUGGUGUGGUCUGAUGCGUGUGUCUCUGUGUGUCCCCUCUCGGUGGCAGUCACGCCCGAGGCCAUCGGUUUCCUGUCAGCGGUGGGCGUUUUCGUCAUCCUGCUGGCCAUCCUCUUCCUCUUCAUCAACAAGAAGCUGUGCUUCGCCCGCGUGGGGGGGCUGCCCUGCCUGGAGCAGUACAGCAGCGGCGGACGCGGACGCAAGCGCAAGGAGCGCGGCGUGCACCAGGGCCUGGUGAGCAGCUUCGGCAACGAUGGAGAGCACACCAGCUCUUCCGACAGCGAGGACGACGUGGCGAAACAGUUUGAGAUUUCGGUGUCACGUUCCCAGAGCUUCCGCACGUCAGGCAACGAGGCCAGUGCCACGCAGGCUGCCCCCGGACACCAGCACAAGUUCACCCGCCUGGUGUCGGAUCAGGAAGAUGGCACCACGGAGCCUUCAGACUGUGAGGACGGGGACAGCGUUAGCCAGCGCAGCUUCAAGGACCCCCUGACCUCCUCCAGGCCCGUGUCCCGCUCCGGGGGAGCGACCUCAGACACCCGUCCCAUCCGCGACCCGCUCUCGGCCUGUGCACAGGACGCAGACGCAGACAGGGACUCCCUGGCCUCCCGGGACACAGUCGACGGACGGGAGGAGAGGACUAUGACCACCACCCCAAAUAAAACUACUCCCACCACCCCUGCACUCACCCCGACCCCCACGCCCAGGGAGAGGGCCAGCAGCCACAGCCACAGCCACAGCCACAGCCACAGCAGCAGCAGGGUGAGCAGCAGAGCCAGCAGCAGAGCCGAGCGCAGGGGGAGCGGGAGCGACAGCAGAGCAGAGCGCAGGGGGAGCGGGAGCGGGAGUGGGAGUGGAGCAGGCAGCGGCAGCAGCAGCAGGCCGGCCAGCAGGACGGGCAGCCGAGCGGGAUCAGGCAGCCAGCACCACAGCAGCAGCCACAGCCGCCACCACCACAGGACCAGCACCACCAGCACCCCCGACAGCCUAGAGAUGGCGGAGAGCAGCAUGGCCAUGGACAACCAGGCCUACGACCACGACGGCACCGACAGCUCCUCCACCUGCUGGAGCCCAGAGACGGAGCAGCCUCCAGGGGACCCCCUCUCCGCGUCUCCCCGCACCCCCAUCUCCAAGUGCGGCGAGCUGGUGGUCCUCCUGGACUACCUGCCCACCUCCAGCAAGCUGCUGGUGACCGUGGUGAUGGCGAGAGGCAUUCCGGACAAGGCACGCAGUGGCAUGGACACCUGGCAGGUGCACGCCGUGUUGCUACCCGCCAAGCGCCAGCGCCACAAGACGGUCAAGCGAGAAGCCGGCAGCGCCAAGCACGGCACCAAGGACACCGAGUGCGAGUUCGGCGACACCUUCCGCUUUGGCCACCUGGAGUCGUCCGAGCUGCCGGGCUGCGCACUGCGGCUGCGUCUGUACGCGCAGGGCCGCAUGAGCCGCGAGAGGAUGAUGGGAGAGGCCGUCUACCGGCUCGGCAAGCUGAACGCCUCUGGGACCAGCACCGGAGGAGAGAACCAGGUCAUCCUCACCCUGGAGCCACGCAGCAACCUGAGGAACGCGGGCUCUCUGCAGAGCCUUUCGACCGUGUCCCAGAGCGACAGUGCCUCCUCCAACCAGUCGCUGGCCCACGGCGGAGCCCCCGAGCUGCUGCUGGGGCUGGCCUACAACCCCACCACCGGCCGCCUGGCCGUGGAGCUCAUCAAGGGCAGCCACUUCCGCAACCUGGCCCUCAACCGCCCGCCUGACACCUAUGGCAAGCUGACGCUGCUCAACUCCAUGGGCCAGGAGAUCUCGCGCUGCAAGACGUCGGUGCGUCGCGGCCAGCCCAACCCCGUCUACAAGGAGACCUUCGUCUUCCAGGUGGCCCUCUUCCAGCUGUCGGACGUCACGCUCAUGGUGUCCAUCUACACGCGGCGCAACAUGAAGCGCAAGGAGAUGGUGGGCUGGCUGGCGCUGGGCCAGAACAGCAGCGGGCGCGAGGAGCUGCUCCACUGGCAGGACAUGCGCGAGAGCGGCAACCAGCAGGUCUGCCGCUGGCACCCGCUGCUGGAGGGCUAGGGGGUAGGCUGGUAAUG
Molecule: messenger RNA, 2457 nt
Organism: Engraulis encrasicolus (European anchovy)
Lineage: Eukaryota; Metazoa; Chordata; Actinopteri; Clupeiformes; Engraulidae
Gene: syt16
Product: synaptotagmin XVI
Exons: 8
Coding region: 356-2440 (694 amino acids)
Molecular function (GO): phospholipid binding
Source: RefSeq, a predicted model, not a curated record